Messenger RNA from Ipomoea triloba (trilobed morning glory), 1225 nucleotides. RefSeq names its product 5'-nucleotidase SurE-like. The transcript has 5 exons. The coding region runs from base 120 to 1052 and encodes 310 amino acids. The record is from RefSeq and is a predicted model, not a curated record. Gene Ontology annotation, cellular component: cytosol. Gene Ontology annotation, molecular function: nucleotidase activity. NCBI's taxonomy places the organism in Eukaryota, Viridiplantae, Streptophyta, Magnoliopsida, Solanales, Convolvulaceae.
GAUGCUGCGCCCAUUAGCAUAAGUGCAUAACUAUUCUAUUCCGAUAUUUGCUUCGUCCACAUUCUGAGCCAUCCAUAAUCCUUUGGAUCAAUCGUUUCCAUCCCCAGUUGCGAAUUGCGAUGGAGAGCAACGGCAGCGUUUACAACUCCCACAAUCUGCCCACAGUGAUGGUCACCAACGACGACGGAGUGGACGCUCCUGGGUUGAGAGCUCUGGUUAGCGUCCUCGUCUCCACGAAUCGCUUCAACGUCCUCGUUUGCGCUCCCGACUCCGAGAAAUCGGCGGUUAGUCACAGCAUAACCUGGCGCCACGCCGUCCCGGUGAAGAGAGUUGAAAUUAGCGGAGCCACCGCCUUUGCAGUUACUGGAACUCCAGCAGAUUGUGCCUCCCUGGGAAUCUCAAAAGCUCUGUUCUCUUCAGUCCCUGAUUUGGUGAUAAGUGGCAUUAAUAUGGGCAGCAAUUGUGGGUAUCACAUUGUCUACUCCGGAACAGUUGCUGGUGCCCGAGAGGCUUUCGUGAAUGAUGUCCCAUCUAUCUCUCUAUCCUAUGACUGGGUCCAUGGGAAAAGCACUAUUGAUGAUUUCGCACUAGCUGCCGAGGCUUGCAUACCCCUCUUCACUGCCAUAUUAGCUGAUAUCAAGAACAAAACUUAUCCCCUUAAUUGCUUUCUCAAUAUUACUGUGCCCACCAAUGUUCCCACCCACAAGGGCUAUCGCCUCACCAAGCAAGGCAAAAGUUUCAUCAGAACCGGAUGGAAGCAAGUCACUUCUGAGACAGAGGGAGGGAAAAUGUUAUCAACUAUGACUAUGGACAUGACUCCAACACAAACUAAACAACAAAGUGUUGUUACCAUUCAGGAGGAUCAGUUUUUCUUCAGUAGAGAAGUUAGGGCAAAACAAGUGGACAGUGAUGGUACAGAUUAUGGUUCUCUCCAAGAAGGAUAUAUAACUGUCACUCCCAUCACCGCCUUGUUCAACGUCGACUUAGAUGGUGUAACGUUCCUUAAUGAAUGGUUGCGUUCUGUGGGUGAAUGUUGCAAUUCUACACCCUAAGUUGUCUCAACAGUGGAAGAAAUGGAGACCCGAUCGCCGUUCAAAUCUUGCACACUUCAGGAUUAUUGUGUUCAUUCCUUGAAUUUAAAAGUUGCGAGCUGCUUAUAUGUAUUUGGUAUCAAUUAAUGAUAAUCAAAUAAUAUAUUUGGAAAAUUUUAUUAACGUGUUUGAUU